Sorex araneus (European shrew) is the source of this 4431-nucleotide messenger RNA. RefSeq names its product F-box and WD repeat domain containing 11 (gene FBXW11). The coding region runs from base 407 to 2041 and encodes 544 amino acids. Gene Ontology annotation, molecular function: protein dimerization activity. The transcript has 14 exons. Lineage: Eukaryota; Metazoa; Chordata; Mammalia; Eulipotyphla; Soricidae. The record is from RefSeq and is a predicted model, not a curated record.
CGGAGCUGCCGGCGGCGGCCCGGGCGGGCGGGCAGCGCGAGUGGGUGCGAGCGGCGCGUCCGCCUCCGCCGCCGCGGCCGUCGCCUCCUCCUCCUCCUCCUCCUCCUCCUCCUCCUCCUCUCCUCCUCCUCCUCCUCUCCUCCUCCUCUCCUCUCCUCCGCCUCCUCCGCUGCGCCUCCUCCGCUGCGCCUCCUCCGCCCGGGCCGUGCGCCGCCGCGCGGGGCGAGCGAGGCGGGGCCGCCGGGGCCGCCAUGGAGCCCGACUCGGUGAUCGAGGACAAGACGAUCGAGCUCAUGUUCCCGAAGUGCAUGUGUGGGAUUUGGUUGAAGAAGGCUGGCUACAGUAAUCGGAAAGCUCCGGGGACGCUGCUUGCCUGCGCUCUUUUCUCAGACUAGUCUGAAAGGGAAUGCCUCACUCAGGCGGGAUUGGUGCCUCCGAAGGGCAGGAUAUUCUCCAGUGUUCUGUGCCCAGGUCAUUGUGGCUAGGCUGCGCCACCCUGGCAGAGAGCAUGUGCACGCUGAGUUGCCUGCGCAGCCUGCCCAAUGCCAGCUGUCUCCAGAUAAGUAACGGGACGUCGUCUGUGAUCGUCUCCCGGAAGCGGCCCUCGGAAGGCAACUACCAGAAGGAGAAAGACUUGUGUAUUAAGUACUUCGACCAGUGGUCUGAGUCGGAUCAAGUGGAGUUUGUGGAGCACCUCAUUUCACGGAUGUGUCAUUACCAGCAUGGACAUAUUAACUCUUACCUGAAGCCCAUGUUACAGCGGGACUUCAUUACCGCCUUACCAGAGCAAGGCUUAGAUCACAUAGCAGAAAACAUUCUCUCCUACCUGGACGCCAGGUCGCUGUGUGCCGCGGAGCUGGUGUGCAAGGAAUGGCAGCGGGUCAUCUCGGAGGGCAUGCUGUGGAAGAAGCUCAUCGAGAGGAUGGUGCGCACCGACCCGCUCUGGAAGGGGCUGUCGGAGCGCAGGGGCUGGGAUCAGUACCUGUUUAAAAACAGGCCCACGGACGGCCCUCCCAACUCGUUUUACAGGUCACUGUACCCAAAGAUCAUCCAGGAUAUAGAGACUAUAGAAUCCAACUGGCGGUGCGGCCGGCACAACCUGCAGCGGAUCCAGUGCCGCUCGGAGAACAGCAAGGGCGUCUACUGCCUGCAGUAUGACGACGAGAAGAUCAUCAGCGGGCUCCGGGACAACUCCAUCAAGAUCUGGGAUAAGACCAGCCUGGAGUGUCUGAAGGUGCUCACGGGCCACACAGGCUCCGUCCUAUGUCUCCAGUACGACGAGCGGGUCAUCGUGACGGGCUCCUCGGACUCCACAGUGAGGGUGUGGGACGUGCACACGGGCGAGGUGCUCAACACGCUCAUCCACCACAACGAGGCCGUCCUGCACCUGCGCUUCAGCAAUGGGCUGAUGGUCACCUGCUCCAAGGACCGCUCCAUCGCCGUCUGGGACAUGGCCUCGGCCACCGACAUCACCCUGCGCCGCGUCCUGGUGGGCCACCGCGCGGCCGUCAACGUGGUGGACUUCGACGACAAGUACAUCGUGUCCGCCUCCGGCGACAGGACCAUCAAAGUCUGGAGCACGAGCACCUGUGAGUUCGUGCGGACUCUGAACGGGCACAAGCGGGGCAUCGCCUGUCUGCAGUACCGGGACCGGCUGGUGGUCAGCGGCUCCUCGGACAACACCAUCAGGCUGUGGGACAUCGAGUGCGGCGCCUGCCUGCGCGUCCUGGAGGGCCACGAGGAGCUGGUGCGCUGCAUCCGCUUCGAUAACAAGAGGAUCGUCAGCGGGGCCUACGACGGGAAGAUCAAAGUCUGGGAUUUGCAGGCCGCCCUGGACCCCCGCGCCCCCGCGAGCACGCUGUGUCUGCGCACGUUGGUGGAGCACUCAGGACGCGUGUUCCGGCUCCAGUUCGACGAGUUUCAGAUCAUCAGCAGCUCCCACGACGACACGAUUCUGAUCUGGGACUUCCUGAACGUGCCGCCCAGCGCCCAGAGCGAGACCCGCUCCCCUUCCAGAACCUACACAUACAUCUCCAGAUAACAGUCUGCGCUUGACGAGUCAGGGCUUCCUCGUCUUGGACUACUGGCUCCGUGGCUACAGACGCCUGCGGAAGUUCUUCACCGCUGAGUUAUGAAGCUGGAAUUGGUUCUAGACGCUGGGUAGAUGCAAAGCAGCCUAACUAACUCUUCAAGCUCCGACAUUUCUCACCUCCGGUCCCGGCCUCUGCCGGGGGAAGGCCGCGCUCCCUUCCCGGACUUCAAGCCCACCCGAAGCCCCUCGCCCCCCGCCCUCCGUGAUACAGCCUCUCCCGCUCCGAGUGCAGACUGUCCUUCCCGAGGAGCACGCGGGAGCACUGGCGCCGAGAGGCGUCGCUUUGCACGCGGCGGCAUCGAGCAGCAGCGUUCCUCGGUGAGCGUUUGGGUGCCAAACACCUACCCAGGACGUCGGCGUCCGCGCAGAAGCUAGUACCCCUCUUCUGAUGGGCACGUGCUGGUGGAUUCUGGCUUGUAUUAGGAACUCGUUGGACAAUGGAAACAUUUCUCUGGGUUGUUCGAGUACUAUUUUUUGUUUGUUUGUUUUGGAUUACACUUCCUUUCUGUAUCGGCUUCUUUUAAUUUAAAGAACUAUAAGGUUAUAUUAUCUCACAGCAGGUAAUAUAGCUUUUCUCCCCCCCUUUUAUUAACUGUUCUCUCUGUACAUCCCCCACCCACCUGAUACUUGGUAGAGUAACGCCUUUACCUGCGUGCUUGCCUCCUAAUUUAAGAUACUGUAUCCGCAUGUAGAUAUAAUGUACAUAACAGUUGAACCUCAAGGCGGCUGGCGUCCGGCCCGGGCACAGCCCCUGACCCAGCGUGCUCGCACUUCGCUGUGGGCCGGGCUCAGAGACCUGAUGCGGGCAGGCGUGGCUUGCCCCGGGCCCUCCUGCAGUCAGUAUUCACGGUGUUCUUGGCUUGUCGUCAUUGUGUGUCUGCGCGUGCGUGUCUCCCAGGAACCCUGUUUCAGAGUCGUCAUUUCUAAAGUUCCACAUGAACCGUCUUACCUGUUGUGCGAGUCUGUACAGUAGAGCGAGGGUACCUUCACGCUUGCUUCCGGUGGUGGAACGUGGGGGGAGAGAGUCGUGACUGUUACUUCCCUUCCCCCGAGCGUAGCGAUCACGGCCAUAGUGUUCAUUUGCUUUCGGUGUCAAAGGUCAUUGCCCCGUGUCUGUCCCCCAGGAAGGGAGUCGGAUAGGUCCCGGGAUUGGGGUUUCCUGGCUUGGCGUUCAUGCGGCCUGGUGUGGGCGGGGCUCCCAGCAGCCCCGGAGCCCACGCGCCAGGCUAUCCCCCCGCCACCCAUGGGGACCACUGCUGGUGUCCCGAUGCCUGGCUGCAGUCAGCCGACCACACGUGCCACGGACUCAGGCCUCCCGUUGGCACUGCUGUCCCAGGUCAGUAGUGGGUUUCGACUUGCCCCCUUGCCUGUUUCCAAAGAUCAAGGAAUGUCCGUGCUGUCUGAAAGGACCAAUAAGAAUCUCCUCUCAACUCACCCUCUCCGGGCGGUGCCGGCCCCUGGUUUGUCCUUGGCAUUGAGAACGGUGCGGGGAUCAACUCGUGUGCGUGUGUGCGUGUGCGUGUGCCGGUGUGUGUGUGUGUGUAAGCGUCACUGUUUUUUUCCUUGUUUUUACUACAGUUCCCCCUCCCCCAGUUACUAUUAGUUUCUGUUUUGGUGGAGAAGUGGAGUUCAGAUGCACGUCCCUCCUGCCCCACACCCAAGCCCAAGGGGGGGUGUUCGAAAGUGACUUGCCUUUUUGCCGCAUCUUCCGUUUUCAUUUCAAAGAACUUGGGCGCGGAGGGGACACGGUGGAGGGGUGGCUCUCCUGCCCAGAUGGACCUUGGUGUUGUUUUUGCAUGUUGGUGAUAGAAGUUCUUCCUGCUUGGGAGAUCAUGGUCUGUGAACGCACACACGGCGUCUGAAUCGUGCCUACUAAAUUAUAAGCAGGGGGUGUUGGCACCCAAGGAAUUCUGACUUCCUGGGAUUCUCAAGCUGUCAUUCCCAGGCGUAGUCUGGACUUUAUUUGCUGCCCAUCACUGAGCAACUGUAAAUUCAUGCUAUAUUAAUGUUUUAAAAGCACUGGGAUAGUCUGAUUCUAACUUGUAAUUAUGUUCGCCAAUUAUCUGUUUGAAAUAAAUGUGUCAGAAGAGCUCACUGAAACUGUUGAAUUGUACAGAUAUUACUCAUGACGGCUUUGUACUGUGGAAUGUGCUCGAUAAAAAAACAAAAAAAAAACAAAAAAAAACAAAAAGUUUGACCUGUGUCCAAUACAUUGCUAAGUAAUGUCAAUCAAUCAAGUUAUGAGUAUUAUGCAGUACACCCGACGUGGCUUCAUGCAGUUGUUACUUCAGAUACUAAUUCAAAGCCAAUACUCUUAAUAAAGUGUUGCAAUACUCGGA